Eublepharis macularius is the source of this 2164-nucleotide messenger RNA. RefSeq names its product phosducin like (gene PDCL). The transcript has 5 exons. Lineage: Eukaryota; Metazoa; Chordata; Lepidosauria; Squamata; Eublepharidae. The record is from RefSeq and is a predicted model, not a curated record. The coding region runs from base 224 to 1126 and encodes 300 amino acids. Gene Ontology annotation, biological process: regulation of G protein-coupled receptor signaling pathway.
CAGGGAGGAAGAAAGAGGGCGACGCGGGCGGGUACAUGUGUCGUCAGUUGGUUGGGAAUAUCAGAAGACAAAGCGUGGAUCAACAGGGCAGCUGUCCAGGGUUCUGGCAUGCUGAUCACAGUGGGAAGGGGUGACCUGGCUACCAAAUAUUCAACAGCGAGUGAACUUCCUAGGCAGGUUUGCAUAGAAGCAAGAAUUGGAAACCACCACUAGCAACUCCACAAUGACGACUUUGGAUGACAAGCUGCUGGGUGAGAAACUCCAGUACUACUACAGUAGCAGUGAGGAUGAAGAUAGCGAGAAGGAAGAGCAAGAUGAGGAGCAGCGCUCCCUCUCUGGCACUGUGCCUGCAGAAGUGGAGCUGAGCAAUGACGGCAGUGCUGUGAACACAGGUCCUAAAGGCGUCAUCAAUGACUGGAGACGGUACAAGCAGCUGGAGACAGAGCAGCAUGAGGAGCAAUGCCGGGAAAUGGAACGGCUCAUCAAGAAGCUUUCCAUGACUUGCAGGUCACACCUGGAUGAGGAAGAAGACAAGCAAAAGCAGAAAGACCUGCAGGAGAAGCUGAAUGGGAAGCUUACUCUGCAGGAGUACAGCAUGUUGGAUGGGAGUGCUGAUGAUGAGGAGUUCCUGCAGCAAUAUCGCAAGCAGCGGAUGGAGGAGAUGAGGCAGCAAGUGCAAAGUGGGCAGCAGUUCAAGCAGGUGUUCGAGAUCCACAGUGGAGAGGCCUUCCUGGACACCAUCGACAAGGGGCACAAGAAUACACUGGUGAUGAUCCACAUCUAUGAGGAUGAUGUCCCUGGGGCUGAGGCUCUCAACGGCUGCAUGAUCUGCUUGGCUGCCGAGUACCCCGCAGUUAAGUUCUGCCGAGUGAGAAGCUCCCUGAUUGGUGCUAGCACUCACUUCACCAACAAUGCAUUGCCAACCCUUCUGGUCUACAAGGGAGGGGAACUGAUUGGCAAUUUUGUGCGCAUCACUGACCAGCUGGGUGAAGACUUCUUUGCGGUGGACUUGGAAGCAUUCCUGCAAGAAUGUGGCCUGCUACCGGAGAAGGACUUGGUGCUCCUCACAUCCAUCUGCCAGGCGUCCUCUUGCUACAGUGAGGACAGUGACUUAGAAAUAGACUGAAGCCAAGCAGGGACUGGGGGGGACCUGCAUCAGGAUUGCAAGCACCCAAGUGUGUUCCAUUCCUAGGUAGUUCACAGAGGGUGGAUAAUUUAUUUCCUACCACCCUAUCCCUAACUGGCAGCCACCCGAGCCCCCAAUCCUGUCCAACAGAACUGCACAUUAGCCACAUUGGGACAUCAUGGCAAACCUUCUCUCAUAUGUGGAGCAUGAUUGAAGUGUUCCUGCUUAGAGAAACCUUGAAUCAAGCUCCAAUUUGCCAGCAUUAAUUUCCACCCCACAAACCAGAAAGUUAAUGCCAACAUAAAAUUCUAGUUUACAUGGCGGAAACAACUCCAAUUAGCCCAGGGGCCUGCAUUUGCUUGUCACCGAAACUGGAGCUUGAUUCAAGGCUUCCCAAACCAGGAGACUUUCAGCUGUGCUUUGCAGGAGCACAGCAAAAAGCUGUGUCCAUGCCGGUUUGUCAUGCUGUCUGAAUGUCAUGCCCUUCUUCCCAUGCCCUCCUUUUUCUUUGGGCCUAUGUCUGCAGUUUCUUGUAUUUAUUGGUGUCUGAGCUCUGACUGCCACAUGUCUUGACUGUCUCAUGUGUGUAGAAUCAUAAGGGAUUGAAUCAGCUAGGGGCUGAGUACCAGCAGCUCCCAGGAGCCUGGGGCGUACGAGCCCUUAGGUGCUGAAUGAUCAGGGAACAGACCACCAGACAGCUUAAUAAAUGGUGACUUCUGAGGCUUAGGUAAUUGUUAAAAUGAUUGUUGUAGCUCUGUUCAGCCGAUUGCUUGUUAAGGACUCUAUUUAUAUCAGGGUUCCGAUCACUACUUGCGUUCUCUAAACCCUUACAAGCUGUGUAAAACGUCACCCAUGAAGAAUGUGUCUCUGCCAUGGAUUUAUCAUUGCAGAUUAACUGUGCUGUUUCUUGCUGAUGCAUUCUGUACUGCACCCUUUUUACAUUCCCCUUACUGUGCAAACUGACUAUUUUGCUGAACACUUUUGCUACCUGUAAAAAAAUUCCUAACAUUUUCUUAAAUUAAUGCAAUAAAAAACAAA